AUGUGUGAGAAAUAUAAUGGGAACAACCUAGAAGCUCAAGCCAGAAUCUCUGACAAGGAAACAAGAGGUGCAAUUGCUAGAUCUGCCGUAGAGGAUCCUAUCUGCAGAGCAAUAGACUAUCCUUUAAACCGUUUGCUCUCCCCUUCCCUUUCAGAGGAUUCCACAGAUGUCGGUGAGGAGGACAGCUUUCUCGGUCAGACUUCUGCUCACACGUCUACCCCACAGACAUUUAGUUACUUCUCUCAGGUAUCAAGCGGUAGUGAUCCUUUUGGGAAUAUUGGACAGUCACCAUUAACAACUGUGGCAGCGUCAGCUGGACACUCGGCAUUCUCCAAGUCCCCGGCUGACCUCCCUUUUACAACUGGAUCCCAAGAUGUGUUGAAUGCAUGUUCACCACCCAUUUCGAAGACUCAGUAUGGUGCUCCGCCUUCUUCACAGAUGGGAAUGAAUACUUACCUGCCUUCUCACCCGAGUAGUCUCCCUCCUUCCAGCUUUGGGAGCCCACCCCAGGGAACACCGCAACAAGGCCACAAUCCAUAUCGUCAUACCCCUGUGAGCAGCAGGGCCAGUCCUUACAUUGCACCACCACAGGUGCAACAGUGCCAAACGCCAGGCCCUCCCGCCCAUCCUCCCCACCCUGGGCCCCCGGUUCAGUUGUACCAGACGCCUGGAGGACCUUUGCCACCGAUUCCUCCUUCAGUGCCAUCAGGGUUGACCCCUCCAAUGCAACAGCAGGCCCUUGCUAGACCUGCAGGUCCCUCUGUGCAAGUGCCACCUCCUUUUCUACUUCAAAACCAAUACGAACCUGUUCAGCCCCACUGGUUUUACUGCAAGGAGGUAGAAUACAAACAACUAUGGAUGCCUUUCAGUAUGUUUGACUCUUUGAAUCUUGAAGAAAUCUAUAAUUCAGUCCAGCCAGACCCUGAGAGCGUGGUUCUAGGCACGGAUGGAGGGCGCUAUGACGUGUAUCUCUAUGACCGAGUGAGGAAGGCUGUGUACUGGGAGGAGGAGCCCACUGAAGUGAGACGCUGUACUUGGUUUUAUAAAGGGGACACAGACAGCAGAUUUAUUCCCUAUACCGAGGAGUUCAGUGAAAAACUAGAGGCUGAAUAUAAAAAAGCAGUAACCACGAAUCAGUGGCACCGUAGGUUAGAGUUCCCGAGUGGAGAGACAAUCGUUAUGCACAAUCCAAAGGUUAUUGUUCAGUUCCAGCCUUCGUCAGUGCCAGAUGAAUGGGGAACCACACAAGAUGGACAGACAAGGCCCAGGGUUGUAAAGCGUGGAAUUGAUGAUAACCUUGAUGAGAUACCUGACGGGGAAAUGCCUCGGGUUGAUCAUUUGGUGUUCAUGGUACAUGGUAUUGGACCAGUGUGUGACUUGCGCUUUAGAAGCAUUAUUGAAUGUGUGGAUGAUUUUAGGGUGGUUUCCCUGAAAUUGCUGCAGACACAUUUCAAGAAAUCUUUAGACGACCGGAAAGUAAGCAGAGUGGAAUUCCUUCCGGUUCACUGGCAUAGUUCCUUGGGUGGGGAUGCCACAGGCGUUGACAGGAAUAUUAAGAAAAUCACUUUACCAAGUAUUGGUCGGUUUCGUCAUUUUACCAAUGAGACCUUGCUAGAUAUUUUAUUUUACAAUAGCCCCACCUACUGUCAGACAAUCGUGGAAAAAGUGGGAAUGGAGAUAAACCGUCUUCAUGCACUUUUUAUGAGUCGGAAUCCAGACUUCAAAGGAGGAGUCUCUGUUGCUGGUCACAGUUUAGGUUCUUUAAUAUUGUUUGACAUCCUGUCUAAUCAAAAGGAUUUGAAUUUGUCAAAGUCUCCUGGGGCUUUUGCUGUUGCUAAUGGAGUUGUGAAGCAGCCACGUUUUCAGGAAAAGCAGAUGCCUGACGAGCCAAAGUUGACUUUGGAUGAGUCUUGUGACCUUGACAUUGAAAAUGAAGAAGUCCUAAGUUUGCAGGAAACUCUGGAAGCACUUAGCCUCUCUGAAUAUGUUAGCACUUUUGAAAAGGAAAAGAUUGAUAUGGAAUCUCUGCUUAUGUGUACAGUUGAUGACCUGAAGGAAAUGGGCAUACCCCUUGGACCCAGAAAGAAGAUCGCUAACUUUGUAAAACAGAAAGCAUUUAAACUGGUUUCUGUUGUUUACAACUCAUUAGACUUUGAACCAGAGAUUUUCUUUGCCUUGGGAUCUCCAGUUGGUAUGUUUCUCACUAUUCGAGGAGUGGAUAGGAUAGAUGAGAACUACAGGCUUCCUACGUGUAAAGGAUUCUUCAAUAUUUAUCAUCCACUUGAUCCAGUGGCGUAUAGAUUAGAGCCUAUGAUUGUUCCAGAUUCGGACCUGAAAGCGGUUCUCAUUCCACAUCACAAAGGCAGAAAAAGACUUCAUUUAGAGUUGAAAGACAGUCUCUCUCGUAUGGGAUCUGAUUUGAAGCAGGGUUUUAUUAGCUCCCUGAAAAGUGCUUGGCAGACAUUAAACGAGUUUGCCCGCGCUCACACCUCUUCAACUCAGCUGCAAGAAGAACUGGAAAAAGUGGCCAAUCAAAUCAAAGAAGAAGAAGAAAAACAAGUAGUUGAAGCAGAAAAGAUUGUUGAAAGUCCAGAUUUUUCCAAGGAUGAGGACUACUUAGGAAAGGUUGGAAUGCUAAACGGAGGCCGCCGAAUUGACUACGUUCUUCAAGAAAAGCCAAUAGAGAGUUUUAAUGAAUAUCUUUUCGCUCUUCAGAGUCAUUUAUGCUAUUGGGAAUCUGAAGAUACUGCCCUGUUGUUACUUAAAGAAAUUUAUCGAACAAUGAACAUUAGUCCAGAACAGCCCCAGCAUUGAUUGGACUUCAGUGUCACUGUAAAGUUGGAGUAGAAAUUACGUUGCUGAGAAAACUCUCAGAGGACAUUCCCACUUUGCUCCUGUGAUGGAUGACAGAAAAGUGGUUCAUCAACAUUGGCUCAGAAAGAAUUCUCACAAGUAGGAAGUCAUUUAAAAGAAAACCUACAGAACAAAAAGACAAUGAAGAAAAUCAGUACCACCUUUGGACAGUAUAGAUAAGAAAAUGUAAUUUUAAAAAUGAUGCAGUUAAAAAUUCCUCAGAUCAGGUUAGUUGUACAGCUGUCAAAGUAAUGCGUGGUAUCAAUGAAGAAAUAUUUGUGGCAUGCAGACGGUUAUUUCUGUUUCUUAAAGACCUAUUGUCAAUGGGCUAUUAAACUUGCAUUUUUUUUUUAUUAAUGUAGUAUGUUCUUUUAUUCAAGUAUGGACUUCUUGAGAAACCAUAGUUAUAUGAUUUUCCAAAAAUUUAUGUUCUACUUUAAAUGUGAGUUGUAGUUCCCAGCUGCUUUACUGAGGGGUCAUUUGUGUCUAAGAGGAAGUAGCCAAGAUUGCUUAUAUUCCAGGUUGAAUCUGAGGUCUUAUGAAGCCUUUCAAGCGCUCGCUGAGCCUGUAGUUGUGGAAGUGAGAUGCUCCUGCAGCACAGAAGUCCUGGGAGGUGCUCUCCCGGGACAUCCAUGUCCGCUAGUGGGGUCGUUGGGGGGCAAACGGGAGGCUUUCCAUUUUGUCAUCUGAGUUAGCUGUGCAGUUGCCUCGUUGCUAAACUUUCAAUUAAUGUGAGAACCAAAGUAGAGUUUCUUGGGUUUUUUUUGUUGUUGUUGUUUUUUCUUUUUUUCUCUUUUUUUUUUGCUUUGUAUUAAUUUCACUUAUACCAAAGUGUUUCAAAGUAUGAAAUGUAUUGCUUCUAGACUAUAAAUCUACUUCCUGAAAAGACUGUUCUGUAAUAUUUCACUUUGUUUUAUUAUAACUUCAAAUUAUCUUAAAUAUUUUCCUAAUACAUGGGAAUGCUGAUUUUUCUUCUUUUGUUAUGCGGUAGAAACAUUUUACACUGUUUAUUACAUAGUUCUCAUGGAACAUAGAAUUUUUUGAAAGCAACAUAUGAUACACAUUUUUUGUGUAUAUAUUCUAAUUAGUGUGAAUAAAAUAGUAUUGCAUUUUUAAAAAGCA
Molecule: messenger RNA, 3975 nt
Organism: Leptonychotes weddellii (Weddell seal)
Lineage: Eukaryota; Metazoa; Chordata; Mammalia; Carnivora; Phocidae
Source: RefSeq, a predicted model, not a curated record